AAUACGUUACUAGUUGAGUAGUACGGAUGUUAUUUCCCGUUCAGUCUAGCGAGGAGACCUUGUUGGUGAGUGUGCAGCUGUUUCCAGUCAUGCUGUGUUGUGCGAGUAUGAAGAAAGGCGCUUGGGCUGCAGCAGGUUUGCACGAGGUCGAAGUGUACAGCACUACUUGGCGAAAGUUUGCAGCGGAGUUCAUAGGAACAUUCCUGUUGGUCCUCGUAGGAUGUGGCUCUACCACUGUAGCUUGGUCUGAAGGAUACAAGCCAACGACUGUUCAAAUUGCACUGGCCUUCGGUCUGAUUGCAUGUGUUGUUCAGUGCCUGGGCCAUGUGAGCGGCGCGCACGUAAACCCAGCAGUAACAGUGGGCCUGUUGUCAGCCGGCCAGGUUUUCCUUCUGAGGGCCGUGAUGUACAUAGCUGCCCAGUGUGCUGGCGCAAUCGCUGCUGCUGUUGUCCUCAAGGCGCUGACACCAGAGGAGUCUGAGUCGACAUUAGGUGUGACGGCAGUCAGCCCACAUUUGACGCUGACGCAGGCGGUCUUCGUGGAGGCUUUCAUAACAUUCUUCUUGGUGAUGACGGUGUUAGGCGCCAGGUCUGCGAGAGGCAGUGCUGGAUUUGCCAUUGGCUUAUCCAUCACGACAUGCCACCUGUUCGCGAUGCAGUACACAGGUGCUAGCAUGAAUCCGGCUCGCUCACUUGGGCCUGCAAUGGUGAGCGGUGUGUGGCACAAUCACUGGGUGUACAGGAUGGGACCAGUCGCAGGAGGCAUUGCAGCUGGCGCCAUGUCCAGUUGUGUCUUCAGACCAAGUGUCCCUAAAGCACCAGUCAGACCAACUAGAGACUCUGAACGCAGGCCCCUACUUUCAUGAAAUCGCAUUUGUCUUAAACUGCUAAGGCUGUUGAUAAAGAAAUUAUCUGUAGAAUGUUCCCUGUUAAGAAUCUGAAAUAUUCAGCUCUCUGGUGUUAACGCAAAUGUCAAAUUUAUCACUCUGAAAUAUAUGGUGAUCCAAAGUUAGUGUUCAAUUUUACCUACUUGACUUUGUUACUACUCAAAGGAUUGUCAUUUACAACAUAUAUCUUCAAAAUUCUUGAACUAUUUAUGAUACGCAGCUAGUUUACGGAUUCUCGAGGUAAGAGGCAACGCAAUUCUUCAUACGCAAGUUACGCUGCAGUAUUUCUACGCUUCAGAGACAGUCAGAACUUUAUGGCCAUGUAA
Molecule: messenger RNA, 1213 nt
Organism: Schistocerca gregaria
Lineage: Eukaryota; Metazoa; Arthropoda; Insecta; Orthoptera; Acrididae
Product: aquaporin AQPAe.a-like
Exons: 6
Coding region: 27-866 (279 amino acids)
Biological process (GO): transmembrane transport
Cellular component (GO): plasma membrane
Molecular function (GO): water channel activity
Source: RefSeq, a predicted model, not a curated record